Malassezia globosa CBS 7966 is the source of this 1104-nucleotide messenger RNA. RefSeq lists its product as uncharacterized. The transcript has a single exon. Gene Ontology annotation, biological process: cytoplasmic translation. Bases 1 to 1104 code for a protein of 367 amino acids. Lineage: Eukaryota; Fungi; Basidiomycota; Malasseziomycetes; Malasseziales; Malasseziaceae. Gene Ontology annotation, cellular component: cytoplasm. The record is from RefSeq and is a predicted model, not a curated record. Gene Ontology annotation, molecular function: GTPase activity; GTP binding.
AUGGGUGUAGCGGAAAAAAUCAAGGAAGUCGAGGCGGAAAUGGCCCGAACGCAGAAAAACAAGGCCACAGAGUAUCAUAUUGGAUUGCUUCGUGCAAAGCUCGCAAAGCUGCGCAUGCAGUUGCUGGAGCCUGAUAAGAAAGGUGGGAAGUCUGGCGAAGGCUUUGAUGUGAUGAAGUCCGGGAAUGCGCGUGUUGUGUUGAUAGGAUUUCCAUCCGUGGGCAAGUCGACACUCCUUUCUUCUAUUACAGAAACAGAGAGUGAGACGGCGGCAUAUGAAUAUACGACACUGACGGCCAUUCCGGGGGUGUUGGAGUAUGAGGGAGCGCGGAUUCAGCUGCUCGAUUUACCAGGUAUUAUUGAAGGUGCUGCACAGGGUCGCGGUCGAGGACGCCAGGUCGUGAGUGUAGCCAAGACGGCCGAUCUGGUAAUGAUGAUGCUCGAUGCAACCAAAUCAGCACAACAGCGGCCAUUGCUGGAGAAGGAGCUCGAGGACGUCGGGAUUCGUCUGAACCAGAACAAGCCGGACGUGGUACUGAAGAAAAAGUCUGGCGGUGGCAUUGUUGUGACAAAGGCGAUGGGUCUGACACUUACGAAGAUUGACGAAAAGAUGAUCCGCUCUAUUCUCCAAGGCUACAAGAUUCAUAAUUGUGAUGUGAUGAUUCGCGAAGAUAUCACAGUGGACCAGUUCAUUGACGUGCUUUUGGGCAAUCGUAAAUAUGUCCCCUGCUUGUACGUGUACAACAAGAUCGAUGGAAUCAGUAUGGAAGAGAUGGACCGACUUGCCAACGAGCCACGCAGUGUCGUGAUCAGUUGCAAUUUGAAUCUGAAUUUGGACUAUCUGAUUGAGCGUCUGUGGGAGGAACUGAACCUGAACCGCAUAUAUACCAAGAAGCGUGGGCAGCACCCGGAUCUGAAAGACCCGAUUGUUGUCCGUCGCGGUGCCACUAUUGAGCACGUGUGUCAUGGAGUGCAUCGUGCUCUGGUUGACAAGUUUGCCUAUGCAAUGGUAUAUGGCAAAUCCAGCAAGUUCCCAUUGGCACAGAAGGUCGGUCUGAACCAUCUAGUAGCCAAUGACGAUGUUGUUACGAUCUUCACGCGCUGA